Molecule: messenger RNA, 1416 nt
Organism: Guillardia theta CCMP2712
Lineage: Eukaryota; Cryptophyceae; Pyrenomonadales; Geminigeraceae
Exons: 4
Source: RefSeq, a predicted model, not a curated record
AUGCAGAAAGUUCAAGUUCAGAGCAUCAUCGACAGUCUUGGCAAGCUCGUCGUUGAUGGUGUUUCAGUCUUCUCCUCCAGCUUCACCUCCUUCCUCCUCACCAGCUUGAGCAACUGCAGCACCGGCAAGUUCUCCCCAACAGGCCUGCAGCCCUGCUAUUCUUGUCCAGCUGGCAAACACUCGAGCACUAUCGGAGCCAGAAGCUGCGACAAUUGUUCCUUGGGCUACUUCUCAGCAGCAGGGGCUGCUCUGUGUCUGCCCUGCCCCACAGGGUCCUAUAGCGAUGUUGAGGGAGCGUCUUUCUGCUCCCUCUGCCCCUCCAACCUUCCUCGAACGCUGUCCGAGGGCACGAUCUCAGAGCUUGACUGUACCGUAUCCUGCAGUGAAGGCACUGCCGGCCCAUUCCGCACCGAGGUACCUUGCCAAACCUGCGAGCCCGGCAAGUACACGGACACUCAAAACUUGAAGGCCUGCAAAGUUUGUCCAAUCUCAACGUACCAACCCUUGAACGGGUCCAGCUCUUGCCUUGCAUGCCCCGCAAACUACAGCACGGCGUUCAACUCCUCCACGUCUCCGGAGCAGUGCUUGAGGAUUUGUUCUGUUGGGGAGUACGGGCCCUACGGGCUGGCUGAGAACGGCACCUGCUCCUCCUGCGAACCCGGAAAGUUCACCAACACCACUCGAUCUCUCUCUUGCCAAGAUUCCUGCACAUCCUGCCAGGUCGGCAAGACUUCAUCUGAGAAUCGAACCUUAUGCGAAGCUUGUCCCGUCGGCAAGUUCGGAGUGGAGGAGCAGGGGAACGUGUCUUGCGCUGCCUGUCCUUCGGGGAGAUACCAGGACAAGGAGGGGCAGGUGGAGUGCGUUCCUUGUCCAGCUGGCAGCUACGGGAAUGACACCCAGCAGACGGCCUGCUACACGUGCCCAGCAGGUCUCACAACACAGACGUCAGGGGCGGCGAGUACCAACUCCAGCCUCUGUCUCCUCUGCCCCCUCGGCUACUACAACGAUCAGCACUCCCAGCUGGCCUGUACAUCUUGUCCAGCUGGAACUUUUUCGGAUGAGCUGGGAACGACUUCAUGCUCUGUUUGCCAACCAGGAUUUUACUGCCCCGACGCGGCGAGGAGCAACGAGACUUGCUCUUCCUGUCCAGCCGGUCAGUUCUCCAACAUCACCAGAGCCUCUUUCUGCUUCUCCUGCUCCCCGGGAGCUUACAGCCAAGUCCCUGGCAGCUCAUCCUGUCAACUCUGCCCAUCAGGCUCAUCACAGUCCGAGUCUGGAACCUCCUCCUGCUCCCUCUGCCCUAAGGGGAAGUUUGCAAACACAGAAGGAACCGAGGUCUGCUCAGACUGCCCAGCUGGAACAUUCUCAGACCAGCUGGGCUCCAGAGUCUGCACCCCGUGCGGGUCUGGAAGGUAC